AUGGAUCCCGCCGCAAAGCGGGUCGCCCCAGGCAGCAAAUGGACCAGAGACCCGCAGCUCGGGGACCUCGUCCUCGCCAAGGUCAAGGGCUACCCUUACUGGCCAGCCAAGGUGUGCAGGCCGGAGGAUUGGAAGCUGCAGCCUUCUCCGCGCAAGUUCUUCGUAGUCUUCUUCGGCGCCAAAGAUAUUGCUCAUGUAGCCUUGCAAUAUCUCUUGCCAUUUACAGAAGAGGUGAAGAGUGACUUGGUAAAUCAAGCUCGAGAGAAACGAUUCCCGGUAAGACAUGCGAAGGGUCUUGAAGAAGCCUUGGUGGAGAUACUCGAGGCCUAUGAUGAACUGGCAAAAUCAUCUGAAAUUGCCAAUGGUUUGUUGCCAGAUCAAAGUCUUGAUCCCGUUGGAAAACCUACAGAGCCCCUUGUAAAAACACGUGAUGGUGGUGGGACUCCUAAACUGGAACAACUGCCAAAGUCAUCUGAAUCUGCCAAUGGUUUGUUGCCUGAUCCAACUCUUGGUCUGAUUGAAAAACCUACAGAGUCCCUUGUAAAGACACGUGACGAUGGUGGCACUCCGAAACUGGCGCAACUUCCAAAAUCAUCUGAAACCGCCAAUGUUUUGUUUCCUGAUCAAAUUCCUGAUCCGAUUGAAAAACAUACAGAGCCCCUUGUAAAGCGACCUGCUGAUGGUGGGACUCUAAAACUGGAACAAACUGAUGAUUUCCAGAAGAGGUACUCGAGCCUCAAUAGAAGAAAAAAGAGAGUUCCGUUUGCUGCCAUUGAAGAGAGGAACUUGGAGGAUCCCUAUGGCAUACCAAAAUGCAUUGCUGCGCUUGAAGGAUUGCCGGAGUUGCAAAUGGAAGAUAUACUAAAAGCAGCUGACCUCUUCAUGGAUAACAAGGGCAACAGAGAAGUCUUCCUCUCUUUUUCCAGUAGCGCAUUGCGGCUUGGCUGGUUAAGAAGAAAAAUUCACAACACCAGUGAAAUGGCUGGUUAA
Triticum turgidum subsp. durum (durum wheat) is the source of this 990-nucleotide messenger RNA. Lineage: Eukaryota; Viridiplantae; Streptophyta; Magnoliopsida; Poales; Poaceae. The record is from the annotation of a GenBank genome assembly.